UGAGUGUGAGCGUUAGCAUACAUUUUAGAUUUUACUAAUUGCAGCACCCUUGCGUUUCUCAACUACGCAUAGGCCGCGUUCGUUCGGAAGAAGGGAAGAGAGCGAUAGAGACCGUUCUUCGUUCUUUCUUCUCUCCCUUCUUCUUCUUCUUCUUCUUCUUCCCUUCCGUCUUCUUACGAAUCUAUUAAUUGCGCUCCACUUUUCUUUCUCUAUCAGAUAUCUCAGAUCCGAUCACCUCAUUCUCUUUCUUUCUUUCUUGCGGUUCCGAGGUUGAUCUCCGACGACCCCGGCCUCGUCUAGAUCGGGGGGGCGACGAUCCUUGGUUUAUCGACAAAUCGCGACUGAAUUUCGACAGGAUCGGCCGUUUAUGGCGUCCUCGGCACCUAGACCUGGCUACACCGGCCAUCCUCAGGGGCCGCCCGACGCUCUAGCCGCGGGUAUUCAGAACCUGUACGUGACUCGCCCUAACGCGCCGGUUACACGUCCUCCGCCCUUUGCCGGCGCCGGAUCCUCCCCAAUGCCCAUCGCUCGCACGGACGCACCUACGUACGCUCCUCCUCUUCGGGGCGUGUCGCCUCCGCCGUUUGUGACGGGGAAUAUUGGGCCUGGUCGACCGAUGGGGUUCGCUCAGCCGCCUCCUCGGGCCGCGUCUAGGCCGGGCCCGUUCUCCGCUUCGCCGCCGUCAAGCGGUCCGACGGCUAUAAGUAACGGACCAGCAGCGUUUGUGCCUCCUGGAUCUCGAUUUCCUCCUACCGUGCAGGGUCCGCCUGGUUUGGCGCGUGGGCCUCCGCCGCCACCCGGCGUACGUCCGAUGGCUGAUAGUCAGAACGUUCCCGGCAUCCUGCCGCAGGUUCAACAGUCUCGCGCCCCAUUUUUAGGUGGCAGCCAAGGAGUACCGGGUCCAAUGAUGCAGCCCCAGGCGACGCCGUUCGUGGGCGCUAGUCAUGCUUCAGUUGCCCCACCGAUGCAAGCAGCCCCAGCGCCAUUCAGCGGUGGCCAAUCUGGUUCACCCACUAUGCGGCCGCCUGCACCUCCGUUCUUGGGAGCUACUCAGAGCGUACCGCCGUUGAUGCAGGCACCUCCAGCACCAUUUAUGGGUAGCAGCCAACCUAUGCCACCUCCCAUGCAACAGCCUCCUCCGCCAUUUGUAGGUGGUAGUCAAGUCAUGCCUCCGCCACCACCACCCACGUCCUUACCGUACGACUCCCAACCAUGGCCGAGUCAGCUCGCUCAGACUCCACAACCGCAGGCACUUCUGGAUAAAUGUAAGGGCGGAUGCAUUCAGUGGAGGAGUUGGAGCACAAGUCAAAGAUCUAAAUAGACACAGGGUUGCCCUUUCAAGCAACCACACUUUAGGAAUUGUUUAUUUUAAACUAGUAGCAUCACUCUUGAAGAACCUUUUGACUUGUUUCUAUUUGAGGUAGUAAAUGUGCAUUGUUUGGUCUAACUUAAUAUCUGUUUGUUCCCUGUGUUCGAUCUGUACUUCUCACUUAUUGGACUCUUAGUUUCCUCAAACUGCACAAAACUGCUAGUUCCACCAGUGAUUUUGCAGAGGUUAGGGACCGACUUUUGUAUGGUUUUUGGGUCAAAGUUGGGUACUGUUUUGUUAUGGAUAUAUGUCGAUACAUCAAUUUAGUUGAUUCUUGGUUUUACUGUUCAAUUUGAUAGAAGCUUUUCCAAGAAUUGGUUGUUUGAGACUGAAACACAGAGGGAUUGGUCUCACUCUGAAAGGACCAGGGUUAGAUCUGGACCCAUGAAGAUGACAGACAUGCUGUUGAAGCAAUUACCACCUGAAACCAGCUCGCCUGCUCAUCUUGUUAACAGUUAACUAGUGUUUCUGCAGUAUGCUUACAACAUUACACAAAAAAUCAAAGAUACUACUUGCACACAAAAUGGUCAAACAUAGAACUAUAUUUGCUUCUAGUUUACAACAAAAUACUUGGAUUGGAUUUUGGUGUGCUAUGCAUGAUCUACAGGUUAUUGGAUGUACGUGAAGUUCAUCCAACUCUAACUCUUUGUAGGUACUGGGGGCCAAAUUGGAGCUCUAUAGACGAGGUCGUUGUCAAGCUUGAAUGUUCCAAUGAAUGGACCAACAUGUAGCUACUUAGCAAUGGCUUGUCUAUUGGCCAUGCUUUUGGUCUCCCUAGAGUAUUAUGCAUGCAUUCUUUUUAGUUGGCAUGUGUUGUUGCAUUUAAGUUUCAGUUGUGCUGUAUUAUUUAUUAACUAUAUAUAUUCUUGAUAGGUGAUCAAUCUUGCAAAUGCUCCAUCAGUUGUUGGCAAGCAUUUAGACGAUGAGUGUCUCGAAGAUUUCAUCAAAGGCCUUAUUCUCUUUGUUUCUUCUUUUUUUCAUGUUGAGAGGAGAUUUGCAGAGCCGCUGGAUGCAAGCCCAUCCUUGCCGUAUCUGAUCUUCUGGAACCCAGCCAAAUUCUUGCCUCUUUUUAUGAAGCCGCUCACAUGGCUCAGGAAGUGGUGUUUGAAGCAUGCAAAAGUUGCAAGGAGAUGGUGUUGAAGGAGUCCUUGCAUAUGCACAUGGUUAUGUGGGUGGUUCUCCAUUGGAGUGUUCCAGUAUGAAUCAGAAUGAGAAAUGGAGCCUAUGGCUGUUAUUAGUAGGUGAACUGGCAUGAUGAGGAUGGUCUCUUCAUUGGUCAUCUGAAUCAGAAACAUCCGGAAAGAGAAGCUUCUCUCAUAACUGGAAAAGAUGCUACUUGCAUCCGCAAACAUGAUUUUCAGGCCAUCAAACGGCCCCAUAAUGAAGAUGUAAAGUUUGUCAAUGCAUGCAAAUCAUUCCCUUUAGUGGAGAAGUGCUGAAGUUUGCCAACGUUUGGAACACAGUCUUGAGGUUCUUGGAGUUGCAGCCUUGAGGUUCUUGGAGUUGCUGCAAUAGAAGAAAGGAAGGUGUUCCUGAAACAAUCGAUCUACUUCGGAAGGCUGGAAUCAACUUUUGGAUACUUACUGGUGAUAAACAAAAUACAGCCAUUCAGAUAGCGCUCUCUUGCAACCUAAUUUCUCCUGGUUAGUCAUGCUUCAUUCUUCUUUUUUCAGAAGCCCAGGUCACUUCUUUCUCUUGCAACUCUCUCUCUCUGAGAUAAGUUUGAAGGAAGCUUGUUGUUGUAGCUCAGAGAGACAAGAAUGUAGACGAAGAGGACGAGUAGGGAAAGACUUUAGAACCUCCUCUCUCUCCUUCAUGCUUCCUUUUAUCAUCCCCUCCAGGAUUCUGUCGUUCACCCUUGUCGCCAGCUCUACCACUUCACUUUAUCCUACCUCCCAUCUGGACCAUCCCUGGUGUAAAAUACUGUUUUGAAAUUGCUAUCUUUCAACAAAUAAAUUUUAUACAUAACAUGAUAUUAA
This is a messenger RNA of Nymphaea colorata (pocket water lily), 3348 nucleotides long. RefSeq names its product leucine-rich repeat extensin-like protein 5. The record is from RefSeq and is a predicted model, not a curated record. NCBI's taxonomy places the organism in Eukaryota, Viridiplantae, Streptophyta, Magnoliopsida, Nymphaeales, Nymphaeaceae. The transcript has 7 exons. Bases 368 to 1321 code for a protein of 317 amino acids.